AUGGAUACUUUGAAAUCCAUGAUAUUUACUUCAUUUUCAUCCUCUUCUUCUUCCUCCUCCUCUGAUGAGGAGUCUGAUGAUGAAUAUAUGAUCACACUUUUAGCAGCUUAUGAGCAGAAUACCAGUAGUAUGCUUCAGAUUCUUAAAUCAAGUGAUAGCUCAAAGAAAAUAGGGGGUUCUGUUGUAGGUCACAAGUAUAUACGCAGAGAUAGAAGGCAAGGUCAUGACAGAUUGUUUGCAGAUUAUUUUGCUGCAAAUCCAGUGUAUUUAGCUACAAUAUUUCGGACACGUUUUCGAAUGCGUCGUCCUUUGUAUUUGCGAAUUUUGAAUGCAAUCGAAGCACACAAUUCAUAUUUUAUUCAAAAACAAGAUGCAGCUCAUGUAGUUGGAUUAUCUUCCCUACAAAAAAUGACUUCAGCGAUGAGAAUAUUAUCAUACGGUGUCGCAUCAGAUGCAGUUGAUGAUUACAUACGUAUUGGGGAAAGCACUGCGAUUCAAAGUUUGCAACAAUUUUGUUAUUCAGUGAUUGAAAUCUUUGGAGUAGAAUAUCUGAGAUCUCCGACACCAACUGACAUUGCUAGGUUACUUGCUAUUGGCGAGAUUCGGGGGUUUCCGGGUAUGUUGGGAAGUUUAGAUUGCAUGCAUUGGGAGUGGAAAAAUUGUCCAAAAGCAUGGCAAGGUCAAUACGUAGGCCAUCAAAAAAAGCCAACCAUUAUUCUUGAAGCAGUAGCUUCUCAUGACUUAUGGAUUUGGCAUGCAUUUUUUGGAAUGCCUGGGUCACACAAUGACUUGAAUGUAUUAGACCGGCCACCUUUGUUUUCUGAUCUUGCCCAAGGUAAGGCUCCCCCUGUCCACUACACUGUUAAUGGACAUAGUUAUGAUAUGGGUUAUUACCUUGCUGAUGGUAUAUACCCGCAAUGGGCAACACUGGUUCAAACAAUUUCUUCUCCCCAAGGAGCUAAGAGACAACAUUUUGCAAUGAUGCAAGAGUCUACCAGGAAAGAUGUAGAGCGGGCAUUCGAAGUCCUCCAAUUUUGA
Messenger RNA from Camellia sinensis, 1038 nucleotides. RefSeq lists its product as uncharacterized. The record is from RefSeq and is a predicted model, not a curated record. NCBI's taxonomy places the organism in Eukaryota, Viridiplantae, Streptophyta, Magnoliopsida, Ericales, Theaceae.